AAAAUGAUUCGACGGCCUCAGUUAACAAAAACUGAACAACUUCGUCAGGCUAAAACUGCAUCACUUGUAAGAGAUAUCGAACUAAGGGAAGAUGCAGCAUCCAAACACCAAAGAGACCCAUUCAAAGUACGCAGGAGGAUGGUUAAACCUGAGCCAAAAAAAGUAGACUUCGCUAAACCAGGAAUGACUAAAGCAAUGCUAGCUAGAAUAAAACAUGCUGAGAAAUUUAAAGAAGAAUAUGAACGUAAGCAAGAAUCAGUUACAUCAGUUCGAACACCUAAAAGGACACCUGCACCAAUAGGAGGUGAUGCCAGGUCGCGACGAUAUAUAAAAUUACUAUGUAUAAAAUUACUUCAAAUUAGGAUGGGCAAGGAAAGAACACCAGGUAGAAAGACUCCGCACAUAACACCAGCUACAACUCCUCGAAGAGGAGUCCCACCACCUAGAAGAGAAUUUGAAACUGUAGCCAGUCGUUUACCUUCUCCCAUAAAAACUCCAAAGACACCAAGAUUACCUGCAAAAGCUCUACCUAGAAAAACUACUGAAUUAGCUAAAAUGAUGAAUGCUGAUAUAAUUCAGGCUGAUCCAAUUGGUGAAGGAAUAAUUAGUAAUAUUGUAAUACCUCCUGGAAUAGUGAGCGAAGAUCGUACUACCAUUGUUAAUAUAUCACAACCACCUGUGGAUCCUGAAUCAAAAAUAGUAUCACAAGUGGCCAAUCGUUCGAUUCAAGUGAUCAGUGAAACUCUUGAUGAGCAAGAUGCUGCUGAAUCUGCAGCGGUACAAAAUAGACUAACAGAAUUACAACAAGCUAGAAGAGAUUUUGUUAUUGCAGUUGCAAAUGUUGGUGGAAAUGCUCUUCAUCUUGAAGAUGAAAGUCGUCCCACCACUGUUCUUGAUUCUGCUCGUAUAUCCCCUCCACAUCAACCCACUCCACAAAAAAAGAUUAUACGAGUCCCUGAGUUAGAGGAUCUUGAAUAUACUAUCGAUCACCCAGAUAUUAUUGCUGCACGUGAAUAUAUGCAAAAAUUUAAAGCUGACAUGGAAGCAAGAGAAGCAGCUAAAAGAAUGGAAGAAGAAUUUGAAAGAAUAGCAGCAGCAGAACAUAUGUCAGAUGAAUUAGAUUUAGAUAUUCCUUUUGAAGAAGAAAUUUACCAAGAGAGAGAUAUCUCUUGGGAAGAAGAUGAAAGUGGCAUGGCUAUGCCUCGUCCAUCUAGAAUAAAAGCUCAAAUUUCUCCUAUUCCUAGACAACAAAGACCUUAUCAAUAUGAACCCUUUGAACCAGAACAAUUAGAAAAAUUCUUUGAUGUUCAAACUUAUCCACCUUGCCCACAAUGUGGGCCACCACCAGGUAGAGAACAUUUACAUCCUGACUUGUGGGAAUUGGAAGACCCAUGGUACAAAAGACCUCCAGAACCUGAUAUGCCAGAUUUAAUAGAGUUUGAAGAAUCUGACUUAAUACGUUUCUAAAGUUUACCAUAUACAAUUUUUUAUAACAAUUUGUUGUAAAAUAUUGAUAUAUAAUAUAAUGUAUAAC
This is a messenger RNA of Bombus pascuorum, 1534 nucleotides long. RefSeq lists its product as uncharacterized. NCBI's taxonomy places the organism in Eukaryota, Metazoa, Arthropoda, Insecta, Hymenoptera, Apidae. The transcript has 4 exons. The record is from RefSeq and is a predicted model, not a curated record. Bases 4 to 1467 code for a protein of 487 amino acids.